AAUAAAUUACUAAUGUAAAAAAUGCACGAUGUCAAAUGUUUAUUAUUUCUAUGGAUUUAUUUAAACCUCAAUGAGCGGCUACAAAAUAUAAUAUACAAUUGGCUCCCAACGACGCUAACCGAUUCGUUCGCGACCGACACAUCACUACUGCGUAAUGGGAAAUGUACAUGAAGGAAGUCAGAGGAAGAUGGAAAUUUGUAUUUCAAGUAGCAAAUUUAGCGAUUUCAUAUUGAAUGGAAUCGAGUCAAUGCUCGCACCUGUUGUUUCCAAAUAAGUCGUAAAUUUGAGCUACCUUUAGCAACCAUUUUGCUAACGUCAGCGGUCGUUUGGCUAAGGGUUGGCUAGCAGGCUAACAUCAGUGACACACAGAAGUUGAGAACCAUGGCUUCACCCGAGGUGAAAAUGCAGGAAAUGAAUGAGGUCGUCAUCGUCACAGUGUCCGAGGAGGCCAGUGGGAGCCUCACUUCUGUGGUGGAGGAGGACAAAACAGUGCUAGUGACGGCACAGCUCGGCCAUCAGCCAGGGGAGGAAGUCCUGACAGUUACUCAGGUUGAAACAGAUGAUGAGAGUAAAACAGAUGGCCUGUCCAGUGAAGAAGCCGUGAUUGUGAAGUUAACAGAGGAGGUGGAUGUGGAAGCUGAUGUGUUCUACCCCAUCACAUGUGGAGACGCCAAAGCGACACUGGUGUGGAAGAAGUUCGUCUGCCCUGGGAUUAAUGUGAAAUGUGUCCAGUUCAAUGAUCAGCUCAUCAGCCCAAAGGAGUUUGUCUGCCUAGCAGGCAAGUCCACCCUGAAGGACUGGAAAAGAGCCAUCCGAUUCAACGGCACCAUGCUCAGGAAGAUCAUGGACUCAGGCGAGCUGGACUUCUACCUACAUGCAAAAGUCUGCUCCAACACCUGCCGCAGCACUAAGAUUGACGUGGUGGGAAACAAAGUGGCCGUCAGCGCUGAUCAGUCUGCUGAACUGGCUGGUGCCGCUUCAUCCAGUGCUUACUUGAAUGGAGGAUCCCUGACAGAGGCAUCUGAGGAACCGUCAGAAUGGGUGACAGCCAUUAGAGAGGACUCUGUAACAUUCUGGCAUGCAGUGAAGGAGGCAGGGCUGCUGGAGGAGGUGAUUGAGGACUUCCAGAAAGAGCUACAAGAGGUGCUGAAGGGGCUGCAAGAAAGAGUGUCUGAACCACCACUGCAGGUCAAAGAUGCCGUUUUGCUGAAUAACAUUGUGCAGAACUUUGGGAUGCUGGAUCUGGUGAAAAAGGUUUUGACUAGUCAUAAGAGCCAGAUGGAUCAUUACAGAGAGCAGUACACCAACAGCCUCGCUGCUCUGGAGCAGCAGUGUGAUCAGCACAGGAAGCGAGCCAAGGAGCUGAAGAGUAAAUCUCAGCACCUCAACAAUGUCCUGAUGAACCUCACCCCUGCACCUGCAACCCCGCCACGCAAACGCGCCCGAUUGAGCCGCACCACCUCCAGCCCAGCCACGAUCAGCCCAGCGCCCGCACAGGUCACGCUGCCUCUCAGCCAGCUGAGCGGCGUGGCGCUCGGCAAGCUGCUUACUGUGGCGGGAGCUCCCGCAGCCACCAACUUGGGCGGAUACACUCUGCUGACCUCGCCCCUCAACGGCUCUGAGCUGGUGGCCGACGCGUCCAACCUUACAGUGCUGUCCACUGUGGCGGGUCAAGAGGGGUCAUCCGCCGAGAGCAGCUCUACCGUCUCUUUUGUCAAAAUGGUCAGCCCUCAGUUCCAGUUAGUGACUCUGCCAAUACAGGGCCUGGCCACCACUCAAAACACGGCCAUUGCACAGCCGGUCGGAAGCAUCGCGGUGGUGGAUGCCACGGCGACCAGUGCAGACAUUUUUCUACAGGGAGUUCAAACUGGUGGGGAUGAAGGAGGUCAGCCCAAAGAGGUGAGAGGCGAUGACAUGCAGCAGCUGGCGGAGCAGCAGUGAUGGAAAAUUAGCAUUCUGUUUAUUCAGGGAUACUUCCUUAGUUUUUCUUUUCUUUUAAACUGCAACUUUUUCUUGGCCCUAGCAGUAUUGAAGAUGUUCUCACGUUAAUUUAGUGCAAUUCAUAUAAUAGCUGAGGAAAAGUGGCACACUUUAAUUAGUCAAGUUUAGGAUUACUUGGGUUCUACUCUUGUCUUUCUGCGUGAGUGUUUACUGUAUGUUUUACAGUCAUGGAAAAAAUGAUUAGACCACCCUUGUUUCUUGAUCAUUUUAAUGGCUGAUUCAACUAAAGGUACCUACCUUUGUUCACUCAAAUAUAACAAUGACAACAAAAAUAGCUUCUAAGAGUUACAUUUUUUUGGCAGUACAAUGCUAUAGCUAUUCAUGUAAGAACUUAAGUGAUUUUGGUUAUUAGCAAGAAAAAACAUGGAAGUUGCUAGAUAUCACCUCUUAAAUGAAACCCUUAUGAGCUGUAUUUGUUAUCAUUGUUACAUUUGUCCAAACAAAUGUACCUUUUAGUUGUACCAGGCGUUAAAAUGGAUCAGUAAACUGAAGAAACAAUGGUAGUCCAAUAAUUUUUUCCAUGACUGUAUCGUCAAUAUGUGUCCUGUUAUUGACUGGCAACCAGUCUGGGGUGUUAUACCCCACCACUCACUCUAAUUUGACUGGGAUAGGUUCCAACUCACCUAGCUUUUUUUUUUGACCACAUUGGGAAAGAGUAAGACCAGUGUCUGUUCUCAAACCUGUACUAAACGGUCGCAUGCCAAGAAGAAAGAACAUGAUGGAUGGCCUAACUUUUCCUGUGUUGCGUUCUGCUUCUUGGUUGAGUUCCUAAUCAUGUUAAGCAAUUUACACCAACAAACAAAAUGUCCCAUUUUCCUUUGCUGUUCUAUAAAUUGCUUGUAAUAAUACGUUGAAGUAUUUUAAUUUCUUGCAACUGUAACUGUUUGACAUGAAAUAUUUGAUUAGGACUUUUUCAUUUGUGUUAUGAUUUUGUAUGUAUCCCAUGUGAUGUAUGUUGCUGCUCCUCUCCCACACCCAGUUGGUGUUUGCACUAAUGCACACUAUAUCAUUUUCUUUAGUCACGGGCGCUAUUAAAUAUAAAGAUUUCAAGUCCCUAAAUAAAAAGCUGUUUAGUAAGAUCUGUACAGUCUAGAUUAUAGACUAGUUCAUAAAAUACGUCAUGACCUGUAAAUGCAUCAUGAAUUCAUUUUGAAAAUCCUGUGCCUUGAUAGUGCAUUGAGACAAAGGGAAGUUCAGUUUAAAAAAUGUAGUAAGAUUGUACAUAAGCACAACAAAUUAGUAUGCCAUUGGGAUGAGAUAAGAUCAAGAUAUAAUUGAACAGGUUGGAACUGUUGUCAUUCUACUAGAGGGGCAACUACCCAACACCCCGGCUGGGGCUGGAGCCUGCCUCCACAAACCCCAGCGGAAUGAGAAUGAAGUUGAGCGCCGCUAGACCAUGUGCUAAAAAGCCCGUGCUGUCAACUCGAUGUCCAGCGCGGCUCUUAAGGGCCAGAGAGUGUAUCUUGACCUGCACUAGAGUGGUUUUAUUAUUAUUUUUUUUAAAUCUAAUAAAGAAAAGUGAAUAAUAUAAAGACGGCCCCCGCAUCCUGUAAUUUUUCUACAUGCGGCCCUCGGUGGGGAAAGUUUGGACACCCCUGUCUUUUGCUGACAUGUACUAAACUGUUGCAAGUUUAACAGAACAAACCUGCCCAUGCGAAUGAAAGGAACAGGAAUAAUGCCCUUGAUUUCUUCGCCACAAGGUGGUGACAGUAUACAGGCGCAUCUGAAUACAUAAGAAUCUGAUGCAUGUUAUUUGAUUUCAGGAGUACACUUCAGGCUAAGAGACGGGAAGCCUUUGAUUACAACGUGAACCAGUAGUUUACAAUACCGAACUUUUUAACAAUGUUUAAAAUUUUAUGAGAUACUGAAGUUUAGGUUUUUACUAGUUGUAGGCUAUAAUCAUCAAAACUAUUAUUCCUGUGGCAGAGCUACGUGGUGGUCGUGGCCACCCUUGGUCACUCUCUGGCCUGACAAACGCGGCUCUGUAAUGCAGAACGUUAGUUCAGCCUAACCGCC
This is a messenger RNA of Dunckerocampus dactyliophorus (ringed pipefish), 4017 nucleotides long. RefSeq names its product glucocorticoid modulatory element binding protein 2 (gene gmeb2). Gene Ontology annotation, cellular component: nucleus. Gene Ontology annotation, molecular function: DNA-binding transcription activator activity, RNA polymerase II-specific; RNA polymerase II cis-regulatory region sequence-specific DNA binding. The record is from RefSeq and is a predicted model, not a curated record. The transcript is spliced from 10 exons. The coding region runs from base 382 to 1941 and encodes 519 amino acids. NCBI's taxonomy places the organism in Eukaryota, Metazoa, Chordata, Actinopteri, Syngnathiformes, Syngnathidae. Gene Ontology annotation, biological process: positive regulation of transcription by RNA polymerase II.